CGGGCGGGGCGGGGCUUCGGUGCCUCGGGAGCCUUAUUCCCGGCCGCGCGCCGGGAGCGCUCAGUCUGCCGAGGGAGCUCCGCGCUGCACGCGGUUGGCGGGCCUGACAGAGGCACAGGGAUUCGAACGGACUCACGGACUGACUGAGUGAGCCGACAGACGCACAGUGGCCGCCAGUUGCGCGCAGAUCUCAGCUAGGCUUGCACCCAGAGGUGGACAGUAGUCAGUGCCCGGCGGAAUCUCCUGCGCUCCGCCGCCUGGCUCCGGUGCCAGCUCCCGGUGGCCGCCGCCUCCAAAGUGAUUGCUGCCUCGCCGCCUCCACCCGGUCCGGGAACAUGAAGCUGCUGCCGUCGGUGGUGCUGAAGCUCUUUCUGGCUGCAGUGCUCUCGGCGUUGGUGACUGGCGAGAGCCUGGAGCGGCUUCGGAGAGGGCUGAACGCUGGAACCAGCAAUCUGGACCCUCCGACUGGAUCUACCGACCAGCUGCAAACCCCUGGAGGCAGCCAGGACCGGGAAGUCUUGAACUUGAAAGAGGCAGAUUUGGACCUUUUCAGAGUUGCUUUCUCCUCCAAGCCACAAGCUCUGGCCACACCAAGCAAGGAGGAACAUGGGAAAAGAAAGAAGAAGGGCAAGAGGUUAGGAAAGAAGAAAGACCCGUGUCUGCGGAAAUACAAGGACUUCUGCAUCCAUGGAGAAUGCAAAUAUGUGAAGGAGCUCCGGACUCCAUCCUGCAACUGCCACCCAGGUUACCAUGGAGAGAGGUGCCAUGGACUGACCCUUCCAGUAGAAAAUCGCUUGUAUACAUAUGACCACACAACCAUCCUGGCCGUGGUGGCCAUAGUGCUGUCGUCUGUCUGUCUGCUUGUCAUCGUGGGACUUCUCAUGUUUAGGUACCACAGGAGAGGAGGUUACGAUGUGGAAAGUGAAGAGAAAGUGAAAUUGGGCAUGACUAAUUCCCACUGAGAGAGACCCAUGUCAAGGAAUCACCUGGGAACUACUGCUUCUGAGAAGACACAAGCUGAUUGCAGAAUCUACAAAGGGGAAGACCUUCACAAUUAGCCAUGGAGACUCCAUCGUCCCCAGUUGUUAUCUAGAUCGGACCUCCCAUAAUUGCUUUGGCAAAAUACCAGAGCCUUCAAGUGCCAAACAGGAUAUGUUCACUGGGAUCUGGGUCAGAAGAAAGCAAAAGCGAGGGACCUUUACACCCUUUUGAUUCCCCUCCACCAAACCCAACUUCCCCCCAUAAGUUUGUUUAAACACUUAUCUUCUGGAUUAAUGCCAGUUAAAUUCCAUAUACUCCAGAAUCUUUGACUGAAAAGAAUAAGAAGAAAGGAAGAAGAAAAAAUUUGUAGACUAGAAGAAAGCAACCAAGAUUGAGAAGCCAUGUAUUCAAGUAGUUACCGAGGGACCUGCCAUUUGGACUCUACAGUGCUGGAUUUGAUGAGCUAACUGUGAAAUACCACAAGCCCGAGAACUCUGAAUUUUGGGACUUCUACCCAGAUAGAAAAAUAACAACUAUUAUUUUUUUGUUCGUUUGUUUGUAAAAUGCCUCUUAAAUUAUAUAUUUAUUUUAUUCUAUGUAUGUUAAUUUAUUUAGUUUUUAACAACCUAACAAUAAUAUUUCAAGUGCCUAGACUGUUACUUUGGCAAUUUUCUGGCCUGCCACCCUGCAUACCCACCUCUGACUUGGUGCCACCCUCCCCUGCCACAAAUCUGAGAUGAAUCUGUGACCCAUCUGUAGUAAUUUAUUGUCUGUCCACAUUUCGGGGAGUUCUGUAUGGAGGACGUAGGGGUUAACUAUGGUCAGAGCCACUCUAUGAGUUGGACUGCAGUCUUGCCUAGGCAAUUUUGUCUACCAUUUGUGUUUGAAAGCCCAAGGUGCUGAUGUCAAAGUGUAACAGAUAUCAGUGUUUCCCUGUGUCCUCUCCCUGCCAAAUCUCAGAAGAGGUUGGGCUUCCAUGCCUACAGCUUUCCUGGUUCCUCACCCGUGGCCCUCGGCCUGCAGAGUGGGAACUCACCAUCCCUUGUGUCAAGACAUUUCUUUUACUCCUGCCAUUCUUCUGGUGCUACUCCAUGCAGGGGUCAGUGCAGCAGAGGACAGUCUGGAGAAGGCAUUAGCAAAGAAAGACUAAAGAGGAAGAAGAAACAUUGGAGCUGACUGUUCUUGGUAAUUGAUUACCUACCAAUUGCUAUAGAGAAGGUUGGAGAUGGGAAGGCUUUUAUAUAACCCUACCCAUCUCACCCAAACUACAAAGGUAUGCUGUCAUGGUCCUUUCUGGAAGUCUCUGGUGCCAUUUCUGAACUGUUACAACUUGUAUUUCCAAAACUGGUUCAUAUUUAUACUUCACAAUCCAAAUAAAGACAAC
Molecule: messenger RNA, 2365 nt
Organism: Tupaia belangeri chinensis (Chinese tree shrew)
Lineage: Eukaryota; Metazoa; Chordata; Mammalia; Scandentia; Tupaiidae
Gene: HBEGF
Product: heparin binding EGF like growth factor
Exons: 6
Coding region: 336-962 (208 amino acids)
Biological process (GO): positive regulation of cell population proliferation; epidermal growth factor receptor signaling pathway
Cellular component (GO): plasma membrane
Molecular function (GO): heparin binding; epidermal growth factor receptor binding; growth factor activity
Source: RefSeq, a predicted model, not a curated record